Molecule: messenger RNA, 345 nt
Organism: Prorocentrum cordatum
Lineage: Eukaryota; Dinophyceae; Prorocentrales; Prorocentraceae
Source: the annotation of a GenBank genome assembly
AUGCAGGUGAAGCUCGGAGAGACGAACAAGCUCGACGAGUUCCAGGAGAACCUGCACAAGAUGCAGGCGGAGGCCGAGUCGAGCGGGGGCAACACGAAGAGCGCCCCGCAGUUCUGGAUGCCGAGCCCGCUGCCCGAGAGGGUCCUCAUGCAGAUCCACGAGCUCUUCCUGCGCUCCGAGGGCCACGAGAUCCCCCUCCGAAACUUCAUUGCGACCUGGAACGCGCACUUCGCCAACGAGACGCUGGCCUACCGCACCCUGGGCUUCCGGGACGUACGGGGGCUCCUCUCGCAGGCCUCCCCGGCGCGCGGCGUCGGCGCGCGCCUUGCGAUGGUGCCGUCGUAA